CCUUCGGGGCAUUAUUUCCUGGAGUGUUAAUCGAGCAUUUCUUUUGUUCUCUUUGAAAUCCCGAAAGAUCUGAAAGAAAUCUUAUAAUUGCUCUUGCAUAAUUUGAAAAACUCUUUUUCUUUCCAUCGCAUAUUUGGUUUCUUUCGGUGCACUAUUGGGGUAACCAAUUAAUUUUUCCUCAGUCAAGCGUGGUUUUCAUCAAGUUAUACAAAAAAACUGUCCCCUCAGGUGAGUUUCUUUCAUCUAUCAUUUUCACAUCAUCGAGUUAAACUGAAAAUCAUCUAAUAUUCAUGAGUCCAAAUCAAUCAAAAUUGCCGGGGCAACAAGAAAUGAUUUUCACAGCAGCUUGUUGGAACAUCCGGUAGUAGAAUAGCCGCUAAGGAAGCUACACAGUUCCUUCCGAAAACGAAGAUUCCACAAACAAACAUCGACAUUUGUUUUGAUCAAUUUGCAGUUCUAUUUAGCAUUAAUGAAAAAUUGUAACAUUCGCUCCAACAGCUUCAAAACUUCCAAAAACAUCACUUCUAAAACUACCAAUUAUAUCCUGUUUUAUACAAUUUGCCUAACUUUAAAAAGGAGACUAUUUUUUGAAGCUUGAGCUUCAGUGGAAUUCAUUUAAUGGAAUCCAUUAUGCUUUCAACGUCACCAUCGUUAAAAAUGAUUUAAACAUCUCGGUUUUGAUCGUUAAUUCUAAAUAAAUUAUGGCCCCAAGGCUCAAUAUUUGAGGUCUAAUUAGAAAAAAGUUUUCAUCAAGCCGCGCUGUUUUGUCUUUUCAGAGGAAAAGUUAUAAAUUAUCAAGCUAAUUUUUGAAGGAAAAGUGGCUUCAAAAACAGGACUUGCUGUUUUACUGUUUUUAUUAAGGAACAAAUUAUAGCAGUUCUCCUUCAAUUUACAAUCUGCCUCAGUUGGCGAAAAAGGUUUGAAAAAAGGCAGGAAAAAACAGCAGCAAAUACCUUUAAUUCACUUUUUAUCCAUCCUUUGCUAUUCGCCGACUUGCGACAAUUAUUUCCUUUCCAACAAAUUAUCCUUCUUUUUUCAAACUGUGAUUAACUCUGCUAAUUUAUUUGAUAAAAUUUAUCACCAAUAUGGCAAAUAGUUCGACAUUGGUCAAUAAUAGUCAAGAUAAUUCAACGGUUUAUUAUUACGAUUAUACCAUGGAUAAACCUCCUCCUAAAACCCUGGCGAUUUCCGCUCUUCUGGCGUUUCUGGGAUCAAUCGGCAAUAUUGUUGUUUUGCUGGUUUACAGCAAAAAGGAGAGGAAAUCAUCGACCGAUUCUUUGAUAAUCGUUCUGGCAGCAAAUGACUUAGUGGCGUGUUUGACAGUGAUUCCGAUGGACAUCUUCAUCUGGAUGGACCCGGACAUGAACAACAUCCCCUGUGCCCUCUACUUCUUCCUGUUCCACUGCACCUACUUCACCACCCUCUUCAUCCUCAUCUCAAUCGCCCUGGAGAGAUACCUUCUCAUCUGCUACCUCUACGAGAUCAACACACAACUCAUCAAAAUCAAAAACGCCAUCAUACUGCUGUUAUGUGUCUCCGUCGCGCUUAGUGGAAUGAGUGUCUGUUUCUGCAUCGAGAAAGAAGAAGCGCACAAUCAUGAUGACGUAAUCUAUCCCGAAGGAGAAGGGGAAGAGGGAGCUGCAGAGAGAGUAGCGGGCGGGGGAGGGGCUAGAUUGACCUGGUGGGAGGAGGUGAUUGGCUGGGUGGCUAUUGUCCCCGACUACGCGACGUUUGUGCUGCUUCCGACUGCUGUGAUUGCACUUUCAAUCAUGUACACGAUGAUCUUCCGUCGGAUUGUGAAGCAGGAUGAGUUCAGAGCCCAACUGCAGGAGAACACAGCCACUGUAUGCACACCUAUCAGACAGCAAUCAACUUCAGUUUUCAACCAAGAGACGAAACUUGGAGACGACGCGACGUGCAGUAGCCACCCGCUUCCUCAACCAACGUCAUCGUCACCAUUCGCGUCCGGGGUCAAAAGAGGCUCAUCUCUAUGUUCAUCAAAGACCAAUAAGAGACACAGCGGAGUGAAAAAAGACUCACUCAAAGUGAUCAAAGGUCGAAAAUCACUACCCGAUUAUCCAAAGAAAGCCCCGAGCAAACGUACCAAGUCGGCAAACCCAGCAGUUGACGCUACCACAAUCACAAUCACUCACCAUCAAAACGAAUCGCAGCUUUCUGGGGGCCAAGUGGGAGACGAGACCGAAAAGUCAAUCGAAUUAGCCGAACACCGAAGUAGUUUGGGUCGCAUAUACGCCAAUAAACGAGAAUCUCUCGUUACCGAAGAGCAUUUCGGGGGAGCUCAAAACUCCCCUCGGGCUUUACUGACUCCUCGGCCGAAGAACUCGGUCGUCUUUAACCAAUUAUUGAGCGCUUCGGACCAAGAUGUCAGCUGCGCGAGUUCUAACAUGCAAGUUGACUAUUUGGCGGUUGAGCGUGCACGUAAGCGAAAGAAUACUCAGCAGAAACAGAAAAAAGUGGCAUUAAUGUUUUGCAUGAUUGCUCUUGUGUUUCUCGUCGGAAACUCCGGGAACUUUGUUCUGCUUACUGGUAGACUGUUCGAUGCUCUGCCGACGACAUUUUUCCAGAGCGAUAAUAAUUCGAUGAAUUCGUUGUUUACAGUUGCGCAUCACCUGCCCUAUGCAAUGAACCCAAUCAUAUACGCAAUUAUGUCACCCAAGUUCAGAGACGAAUUUCGAGAGCAAACAAAAAAUUGUCCAUUCUAUAAAAUGCAGUCUACCGCCGUGUAAAUUUGCAAAAACUUCCUUAACAAAAAUAACGAAGAGUUGCAAAAAAAUUCAUAUGCAUUUCGAAUAUUACGAAGUUAAAGCAGCUCGCACUUUUUCAAGGCUCCUUUAUAUUUCUUAAAUCCGCUAAAAAAACGUUGAAAAAAUGUUUACGCGCUGCUAUGAUUUCGAUCAAUUUAUAUUAUCAUACCCAAAAUUCAUCGCUAGGAAAAUUUUUAUUGGUUCUAGAUGGAAUGGAAUAAGAUGUAUUUCGAUGAUUGAAUGUUGGCUAACAAGAAAACAGACGUCAAGCUAUUUAGACACAGCGUAUG
Molecule: messenger RNA, 3055 nt
Organism: Symsagittifera roscoffensis
Lineage: Eukaryota; Metazoa; Xenacoelomorpha; Acoela; Convolutidae
Exons: 7
Coding region: 1086-2747 (553 amino acids)
Biological process (GO): neuropeptide signaling pathway
Cellular component (GO): plasma membrane
Molecular function (GO): neuropeptide receptor activity
Source: RefSeq, a predicted model, not a curated record